AUGGGGAAAGAGCAGGAAUGGCUAAGGGGUUCAUUCGGGGGAUUUAGUGAGUCUAGAGAUAGGAAAUCUUCUAGCCCUAAUAGUAUCAAGUUGAAUUCUGAGUCUAGCAAAGAUAGGAAUCUAGGGAAAGGGAAGGAGAGUCCUAGUGUUGUGGCUGGGCAGGGACAAGGGUUAAACUUUGCUUUGAAUUUGGGUGGUGAGAAAAAAUAUCAACUAGUAGAGGUCCUAGAUAAAGAACAUGGGGUAGGGGUAGUAAGGGAGGGUGGAGGAAAAGUUCAUCAAAUUAAGGGCAAAGUCUCUGUCCCAAAAACUCAGAGAUCCUUUAAUAGGCCAACUAGAAGCAAGGUUACUAAAGCCAAGGAUAAAGGAGUAGGGAGCGGAAACACAGUAAUAUUCCACCAAACACCCCAUGGCAUUCAAGGCCUUCUCACACUCUCCACAANAAAAGCAGAAAACAAACCGCAUAGAAACAGAAAACAACUAAAAGUAAAAUCACACCAUAUAAUCAGCAAUCAGAAAGCAGUUGUCUAA
Striga asiatica is the source of this 531-nucleotide messenger RNA. The record is from the annotation of a GenBank genome assembly. NCBI's taxonomy places the organism in Eukaryota, Viridiplantae, Streptophyta, Magnoliopsida, Lamiales, Orobanchaceae.